Molecule: messenger RNA, 678 nt
Organism: Dovyalis caffra
Lineage: Eukaryota; Viridiplantae; Streptophyta; Magnoliopsida; Malpighiales; Salicaceae
Source: the annotation of a GenBank genome assembly
AUGGAUGCCAUUGAUGAGCUGCCCGCAGAUGACAUGAAAGUUCUUUACAGAGCUAUUUUGAAUCUUUUCAACGAAACUGAGAAUUAUUUGAGCAAGCAAGGAAGAUCCUAUGCUGCAUAUUAUGUGAAGGAAGAAUUUAAAGAUUUGGUGAGAGCCUACCGUGUAGAGGCACUUUGGGCAGAUAAAGGCCAUGUCCCAACAUUCGACGAGUACGUGCGGAAUGGAUUAACCACAAGUGCUUAUGGGGUAAUUAUGGCAGUAUCCUUCCUGGAGAUGGAAGAAGUUGCAGGAGUGGAGGAAUAUGAAUGGCUAAGAAAUAAUCAAAAAAUUGCUAGAGCCGCAUGUAUGAUCGGUCGUUUAAUGAAUGACAUAGUAGGCCACGAGGCUGAACAAAAGAGGGGAGAUUGUGCAUCUAGUGUCGAAUGCUAUAUGAAACAAUAUGAUGUUUCGAAAAAGGAAGCAAUUGAAGCGAUUCAAAAGAUAGUUGCAAAUGGAUGGAAAGACGUUAAUAAAGAUUGCAUAAGGCCAACUACUAUCCCCAUGCUUCUCCUUCAACAGUAUCUCAACCUUAUUCGAGUGACCGAUGUUAUGUAUAGGGGUGAUGACGAUGCAUACACAAUUCCCUCAAGUUUGAAAGAUUAUUGCACUUCAUUGUAUCUUGAGCAAGUAGCCAUGUAA